Molecule: messenger RNA, 432 nt
Organism: Cooperia oncophora
Lineage: Eukaryota; Metazoa; Nematoda; Chromadorea; Rhabditida; Trichostrongylidae
Source: the annotation of a GenBank genome assembly
AUGGAGACUAUUCUCCGCGCGGAGGCGGAUCCUAUCCAGCUCCCCGCAAGCGAAGACCGUUCUACUACAUCGAAAGCAGAGUUGAAGAAACACUCGGCUUCCAGUAAAAUCAAGCACUCACUUUUGCAGCGUAUGGCUGAAGGUCGUGACGUUGAUAUUGAUAGCACCUCGGCAGCCGCGCUCGAAAGUGAUUACAAGAACACUUUUUGUUAUUUAUGUCGUAUCGAUUUCUCUUCUUCUAAAGGACUCUAUCUCCACAACGUAAAACAACAUUCCGAAGGCGAAGUGCAAUGCGAUGUCUGCUACAAACCCCUCAAAAAUCGUAUCACCUUGAUGAAAGACAAAAAGUUGCACUUGGGAGCCGAAGAUAUGCACUGCCUUUGCACCGAAUGUGGACGCCCUUUCAAGGUUGACAACUUUUUUUAUAAUUAA